Molecule: messenger RNA, 932 nt
Organism: Quercus robur (English oak)
Lineage: Eukaryota; Viridiplantae; Streptophyta; Magnoliopsida; Fagales; Fagaceae
Exons: 2
Coding region: 130-663 (177 amino acids)
Source: RefSeq, a predicted model, not a curated record
AGAAGUAGAGGGAGAUGAAACUGUGAAAAUGAAAAGUAGAGGGAAGAGAAGCUUUUAGUGGCGGGGCCAGUGAAGAAGCUUUUAGUCCGUGAGCUCACGUUGUCGAGGGAGGAUUAUGACUUGGCAACAAUGGUUAUGGUGGAUUUGACGAACAAGGUCUUGGCUUGGCUCAAUGGAGUCAAUGCAGACUACACUGAGCUAUAUAACGCUGUCAGAGAUCUCCUCUCUUGCCAGCACGCUGAACUCUCCUCCGUCGAGAUCGAACUCCGAACUCGCCAAAAUGACGAAACUGAAGCCGUUUUGUCUGGCGAUGAGCUUCGAGCUCGAUCGAGAGAAGCGACUGAAGUGCUGGCUAGAUCCGAAGCAGAGUAUAUGAAAGCUACGGGGCCACUUAGUUUGUUGAAAGAUAAGAUCUCGGAGACUCGAGAGGUGUUGCGAAAGCUCGAGGAGGAAUCGAAUGAGAAAGAGAGGGAGGUCGAUGUUUUGUAUGUAAAAUGGAAGAGUUGCCUCCAUUCUCACAUUGCCAUUAAGAAUGAAGAGCGAGAGUUUGAUGGGCAAUUGUUUGAAAAGCAUAGGAACCUUGAAGAGACCCAACAGCGUUUCGAUGAGGUCGAGGCUGGCGUUCGACAGUCGAUAAAGGCUCUGUUGUCAAUUCUCUGCUAAAGCAAUGUUGGUGGUGAUAACUGAUGGACGACAGCUUGGCUUCAGCAGCUACUAGUACUACCAUGUUUUUGAUUGCUCUUUUGAUAGGGAGAAGCCAACUUAUGAUAAUAUCUAUGUCUGCUAUCUUUGUAUAUUAAUAUAUAACUCACCAAAAGAUCUUGGAUGGUACAGAGGCUUCUCUUUACCAUGCUUGAACUGGGAGAUGUUGAACAUAUAACAACUUUUUGUAGCCCCUCUUUUUGUUAAUACAAUCUCUAACUGUUAGUCUC